Molecule: messenger RNA, 2217 nt
Organism: Theobroma cacao (cacao)
Lineage: Eukaryota; Viridiplantae; Streptophyta; Magnoliopsida; Malvales; Malvaceae
Product: homeobox-leucine zipper protein ATHB-6-like
Biological process (GO): positive regulation of DNA-templated transcription
Cellular component (GO): nucleus
Molecular function (GO): sequence-specific DNA binding; DNA-binding transcription factor activity, RNA polymerase II-specific
Source: RefSeq, a predicted model, not a curated record
GCUGUUAGGCCAGCUGGGUUCUGAUUUGUGAAAGCUCUCUUCACUAAAUCUUCCCAUUCUCCUCUCUCCCUCUCUCACUUGAUAAAACUUUUUUUUUCUUUCUUUCUAGAUGAGUAGUCUUUAGACUAUUGGAAUUUGAUUGACUAAUGAUGUAAAAGAAAAGCUAGAGAGGGAGAGAGAGAGAGAAAAGAAGAAAUUUCUUCUCUUGUAGGUUUGUGUUUUGGGGGUGUUUAUAUAUUUUUUUUUUUGGUUUCCUUGGAAACUUUGGCUUGUUGGGUUUUCGUUUUGGUUUCUUGCUUUGGCUUUCUUCUUGGAUGGGAACUGAGAGUAGGGAAGGAAUAGUGUUGAAGAAGGAGAAGAAAUAUGGUGGGGAAGUUACGAGAGGGCAGUGGUUGUUGUACAGUUGUAAACUACUACAGCCUUGUACAAGUUGGUCUAGUUUUAGACAAGGGAGUUACUCUUUCUGCAAGUGACAAAAUCUUGCAUCUCUAUAACAACAUCCCUUGAGCACUUAAGAAAAGAUCUGACCAAAACAAAAAAAAAAAGAAAACAACCUCACACAUACACGAAAACUAUUGACUUUUAAAACAACAACAAGAAGAAAAGAGCAUCUUUUUGAUCUAACUAGAGAUCUGUCUUUAAAAGAGUGUUCUUUUCGUCAAGUUCAUCAACCAUGAAGAGACUUGGCAGCUCAGAUUCCUUGGGUGCUUUGAUGUCCAUCUGCCCAACCACAGAUGAACAUAGUCCAAGAAACAACCAUAUUUACAGUAGAGAGUUUCAGUCCAUGUUAGAUGGCUUAGAUGAAGAAGGCUGUGUGGAAGAAUCAGGCCAUGUUGCUGAGAAGAAGAGGCGGUUAAGUGUAGAUCAAGUUAAGGCCUUGGAGAAGAAUUUUGAGGUUGAAAACAAACUGGAACCGGAGAGGAAAGUGAAACUAGCUCAAGAACUUGGCUUGCAACCUAGACAAGUUGCUGUCUGGUUCCAAAACCGCCGUGCUAGAUGGAAGACCAAGCAAUUGGAAAGGGAUUAUGGCCUUCUCAAAACCAGUUAUGAAACUCUUAAGGUCAAUUAUGAUACCCUCCAGCAUGACAAUGAAGCUCUUCUCAAGGAGAUAAGAGAGCUGAAGGCAAAGCUGAAUGGAGAGAGCACAGAGAGCAAUCUUUCUGUGAAGGAGGAGGUGAUUGUGCAUGAAACUGAUAAUAAAACACUUGAACAAAGUGAACCGCCUCCGGUUUCCUCUCUGGUUACCUCAUCAGACCCAGCAGAACUGAACUACGAGAGCUUCAACAACAGCAUUGGAUCAGUUGGCGCCACCCUUUUCCCAGACUUGAAAGAUGGGUCAUCAGAUAGUGACUCGAGCGCUAUCUUGAAUGAAGACAACAACAACUGCAGCCCCAACAACGCGGCUAUUUCUUCAUCUGGGGUCCUACAAAGCCAACAACAUCUUCUGAUGUCACCAACGACAACCUCUUCACUCAAUUUCAACUCAUCUUCUUCCUCACCAUCCUCCAUGAAUUGCUUCCAGUUCUCAAAAUCAACCUAUCAACCAUGCCACCAAUAUGUGAAGAUGGAAGAGCACAAUUUCUUCAGUGCAGACGAAGCUUGCAAUUUCUUUUCGGAUGAGCAAGCUCCAAGUCUUCAUUGGUAUUCUCCUGAACAAUGGAACUAAGCGGCGAAAGAGGAAGCCAAAGUCACAUGUAUGUAAUAUGGGACCAAAUCAAAUGCAAAGAAAUAAGGCAAAACGCAAAGUUGGGUACUUUAAAUGAAGCUCCAAGAACUUUGUAAGAUGGCAAGUGUGUAAGUUAAACUACCAUGACCUCCGCCUGUGCAAAGUUGAAAGAUAGAGGUCAAGAAUGAAAGGGAAAAAAACAUGGGAAGAGUACAUUUGGAGCUGAAGAAGAGGAAGAGAGACAAAACUAAGAGAGAAAAGAUCGAGAGAGAGAGAGAGAGAGAGGAGGAGGAGGAGAGGGAGAGGGAGAGAAGGGUGGUUCACGUGGGUAGGGGGGCUUGCUUAGGCGAAUGGUGAAACCAAAUGGAGGGGCGUGCGGGAAUGAUUAGGUCGUAAUUGGAAGUUUUUUUCUUUUUAUCUUCUUUCUCUCUUCUGCUGUAAAUGGAAAAAUCUCCGGAGUCCUUUGGGGGAAAGUAAAAGUUUCCUUCUUAUGGAGAGAAGCAGAAAAAAAAAAUAAUCAUCAAUCACCAUUUCCUUGAAGCUUCGUUUUA